Arachis stenosperma is the source of this 935-nucleotide messenger RNA. RefSeq names its product 50S ribosomal protein L14, chloroplastic. The transcript has a single exon. Bases 231 to 599 code for a protein of 122 amino acids. Gene Ontology annotation, molecular function: large ribosomal subunit rRNA binding; structural constituent of ribosome. Lineage: Eukaryota; Viridiplantae; Streptophyta; Magnoliopsida; Fabales; Fabaceae. Gene Ontology annotation, cellular component: ribosome; cytosolic large ribosomal subunit. The record is from RefSeq and is a predicted model, not a curated record. Gene Ontology annotation, biological process: translation.
GAAAUGGGCGGAGUCGCAGAAAAUAUAGCCAAAAGGGCUAUCUCAAUAGCCGCAUCAAAAAUGCCUAUCCAAACUCAAUUCAUUAUUUCAAGAUAUUAAAUAAUAAAAACCAAAGGAAAGAGGUCUUUUGGAGGAAAAAACAUGGCAAUUUUUCCUUUCUUUUGUUGAAUAGAGAAUAUUUUUUUUUACUUCAAGCCUUGGACUGAAAAACCAGAUAAAAUAAGAAUGAUAUGAUUCAACCUCAAACCCAUUUGAAUGUAGCCGAUAACAGCGGAGCCCGCCAAUUGAUGUGUAUUCGAAUCAUAGGAGCAGGUAAUCGACGAUAUGCUUCUAUUGGUGACAUUGUUGUUGCUGUAAUCAAGGAAGCGGUACCAAAUAUGUCUUUAGAAAGAUCAGAAGUGAUUAGAGCUGUAAUUGUACGUACUUGUAAAGAACUUAAACGUAGCAAUGGCAUGAUAAUACAAUAUGAUGAUAAUGCCGCGGUUGUCAUUGAUCAAGAGGGAAAUCCAAAAGGAACUCGAAUUUUUGGCGCAAUCGCCCGGGAAUUGAGACAGUUAAAUUUCACUAAAAUAGUUUCAUUAGCACCUGAGGUAUUAUAAGAAAAAACAUUUUAUUAUUUAAUGAAAAUGAAAUAGAUAAAUUAAUAAAUUAUGUCUUACACAUAUAUCUAAUUAUUAAAAAAAUUGGAUUUCGUUUUUUAUUUUUUUAAUAUAUAUUAUUCUUUUUGAAUAAAAAAAAGUAUAAAAAUAAAUAUAGAAAUAUAAAAAGAAAUAUAUAAAUAAGAUAUUAUAUAGAUAUCUUUCUAUUAAAGAUAUAUAAAUAUACUAGAUAUCUUUCUUUAAUUUUAACUAAAAUAUUUUCAAAUUAUAUUACUCUAAUAUAUAUUAGAAAAUAUAGAACACGGAGCAUGCUGAUUAUAUCAAAAGUAAGUAAAG